AUCUUCUUCCUUUCUUUUUUCUUUUUCUUCCUUCCUUUUCUUUCUUCCUCUUCUUCCUCUGUGUUGUUGGGUUCCCUCAAACCCAGCUGAUCUGGGUUCAAGGGAACCUAGCUUAGAAGAAUUGGUAUACUAUUCUUUUGUCUAUCUUGAUUUACUCUUUAGAAGAUUUAUGAAGAGCUGAAACCAUAAGUACAUUCCUCUAAAAUGGCUAGUUUCUCAUGUGACUGUGAUUGUUGGGGAGAUUGCUAAUUUUGCAGCUUAUGCUUUUGUACCAGCUAUUCUUGUCACUCCUCUGGGGGCACUUAGUAUCAUUAUCAGGCAAGCAAUUGGAACUAAUGACCAUUGUAUCUUGAUUUUUUUUUCAUUCAUAUUUGAAUACUAAUUUCUUAAUUUUCUUGCAGUGCUGCUCUAGCACAUAUUAUACUGUGUGAGAAAUUAAAUAUUUUUGGGAUUCUUGGUUGUGUGCUAUGUGUUGUGGGUUCAACGAUCAUUUUUCUGCAUGCUUCUCAGGAAUGUGAAAUCAACUCUGUCAAAGAAGUAUGGGAUCUUGCCACAGAGCUGGGCAUACUUUCCAUGAGAAAUAGCUUAUAGCAAUAGCAUAUAGUUGAUGCUGAAGAGGAAGUUCUCCCCCCCCCCCACAUUCCUCCUCUUUGAUUUCUUCUUUUUUCACUUAAUCGUUAUAGUUGAUGUUGAAGAGAAGUUUUUGUCAAUUGCAGCUUUUCUUUUGUAUGCAGCUAUUGUAAUGGUGGCAGUGCUUAUACUUAUAUUCCAAUUUGUACCUAAAUAUGGUCAGACAAAUGUGAUGGUCUAUACUGGCAUUUGCUCACUCAUGGGUUUACGAUCAGUCAUGAGAGUUAAAGCACUUGGAAUUGUUUUGAAGUUAACAUUUUUGGAAAUGAAUCAGUUUAGCAUAUCCUCAAACUUGGGUUUUUAUCUUGGUGGUUCUUACCUGUGUGCUUACUCAGAUGAACUAUUUAAAUAAGGCUUUUGAUACCUUCAACACAGCUGUUGUAUCUCCCAUAUACCAUGCAAUCUUUACGACAUUAACAAUUUU
This is a messenger RNA of Rubroshorea leprosula, 1054 nucleotides long. The record is from the annotation of a GenBank genome assembly. NCBI's taxonomy places the organism in Eukaryota, Viridiplantae, Streptophyta, Magnoliopsida, Malvales, Dipterocarpaceae.